Messenger RNA from Bombus huntii, 8118 nucleotides. Its product is annotated as tubulin alpha chain-like. Bases 150 to 1466 code for a protein of 438 amino acids. Lineage: Eukaryota; Metazoa; Arthropoda; Insecta; Hymenoptera; Apidae. The transcript is spliced from 6 exons. The record is from RefSeq and is a predicted model, not a curated record. Gene Ontology annotation, cellular component: cytoplasm; microtubule. Gene Ontology annotation, biological process: microtubule cytoskeleton organization; mitotic cell cycle. Gene Ontology annotation, molecular function: GTP binding; structural constituent of cytoskeleton.
AAAGUAAGAAAAAAAAAGAAAAAAAAAUGUAAGAUAAUGAUCAAAAUUUCUGGCGUAAUCUCAUGUUACUUGAAACAUGAGGCGUUCGUUGUUCAUUCAUCGCAAAUGGAAAUUCAUCGGAAAUUUAUAAUUUGGAGUAUGGUUAAGGGAUGGAAGGACCAAGUGAAAUAAUAACGAUUUUCAUAGGACAGGCUGGCACGCAAAUAGCAAAUGCUUGUUGGGAAUUAUUUUGUCUGGAACAUGGUGUAUCCCCAAACGGUUCUCUUCGUCAGGGCUAUUAUCCAAUGGACCCUUCUAUGCAUGCUUUUUUUUCAGAGACACAAGCAAGAAAAUUGACGCCACGCACGUUAAUCAUCGAUUUAGAGCCCACUGUGAUCGACGAGAUUAGGACUGGCGUUUAUAAAGCUCUUUUCAAUCCCGAGUCAUUGAUCACUGGGAAAGAAGACGCGUCGAACAAUUUCGCGAGGGGUUACUAUUCCAUCGGUAGUGAGGCGAUCGCCCUUGUGUUGGAUCGCGUUUGUAGAAUAUGGGAAACAUGCUCGAAGCCAGCUGGAUUUAUCGUAUUCAGGUCAAUUAGCGGUGGUACCGGAAGUGGUUUCGCCACGCUGUUGCUCGAACAUCUAUCACAGAAUUAUCCCAAGACGAUCACUCUAGACUUUGUCGUCUUUCCAUCACCUAACAUUGCCACCGUUAUCGUGGAACCCUAUAAUGCAGUCCAUACUACCCACGGUGCAUUGGACCACGUGAAUUGUUCCUUUCUCGUCGACAACGAAGCUUUAUACAACAUUUGCGCCAGGAACUUGGAUGUUGAUUGCCCAACUUACACCAACUUAAAUCGCCUGAUGGCUCAAGUUGUUUCGAGCAUCACAGCUUCGAUGAGGUUCGAGGGUGCCAUAAAUCUUAGUCUCGAAGAACUACAAACAAAUUUGGUGCCUUAUCAUAGAAUUCAUUUCACUUUGGCUACGUACGCUCCGCUGAUCUCUCCCAGAAAAGCCAUGCAUUCCGAAAUUACCACCCAACAGAUCACCUACAGUUGCUUCGAACCUUCCAAUCAGAUGGUAUCAUGUGACCCACGCGUAGGAGCUUACGCCAGUUGCUGUUUGCUGUAUCGUGGAGACGUGGCUCCAAAUGAUGUCAAUAGAACGAUCGCGUCGUUGAAGGGGGCGAAGUCGAUUCGUUUCGUCACUUGGAGUCCGACUGGGUUCAAGGUAGGAAUUAACUAUCAGCCAACUACAACAGUUCCCGGAGGUGACCUGGCGAAGACGAGGAGGACGGUAUUGAUGGCCAGCAACAAUACCGCUAUCAGAUAUAGAUGGUCGAUGCUUGUUCGCAAAUUCGACUUGAUGUUCCAGAAAAGAGCUUUCGUUCACCAUUACGUAGGUGAAGGCAUGGAGGAAGAUUCCUUCGGUGAAGCUCGCGACAACGUCAUCGCUCUGAUUGACGAUUAUAAGGAGGUCGAGAAGUGAUCUUUAAAUUGGCAAGCUCUGUAGCUUGAAACUUCCUUUCUCUAACAAUCACGAAGAACUUAAGAUGAGAAAACUAUAUGAAUAUACAGUGGCUUGCGAAAGUAUUCGAACUCUUGUAGACGUCUUUUGCGAAUACACUAUAUGUGUUGUAUCAAAUAUUUUAAAAAUUUAUCGGCUUUGUAAUGAUACACGACUGUCAUGGUUAUGUUGCUAAAGUUUGAAACAAGUCUGAAAAUACAUGUAAAAAUCACAAGACAUUUGGCGUAACUAUAAGUCUCGAUAUUUAAUUAAACGUUUGCAGUAAAUAUAUCGUGAGCUCUAUAUACUCAUACUUACACACAUUUUCCGGUUGUUUCGAAUAUAAUCGGGAUGGUCGUGUCUCGUUAUAGUACAAACUAAAUUUCCAAAUAUACAUAACAAUUUUCUAUGGUAAGUGUUCAAAUAACUUCAUCAGCCGCUGUAUAUAGAUUAAAUUCUAUCUUUCUCCGAUUUCAAAGUGAAAAAUGAUUUAGAAACAAAGAAUUUCCAUAUUUGCUCUUGUCUCGAAGAAGCCGUCGUUUGUUUUCAUACGCGAGGAAAAGAACAAAUUGCGUGAUUACACGAGAUAAGGGAGAAUCGCACGAAGAUAAGCAGACGAACAGUGUAGACUCGCUGGCACCACUGGCACGAUACAAGCGAUCGUGUAAUAUGAGCCUUUUAUAAGCCGAACUAAUUAACUCCUCUUUUUAUGAAUCUCUUAACUGAGGUACAAAGAUCCAGAGAACGCGGAUAAUACAGAAAAAUAUGUAAAGCAUCUCAAGUGAAACAAAUUACUAUGUAGAUUCUGUUCCCUUAGUUUUUUCCUUCGUAAGAAUAUGAAAUUGCGAAAGUGUACGAAAUAUCAAAUUACGAAAUUUUUAAUAAAAAUCCGCGGUCUAGUGAUGGUAAAUUCCAAGAUAAAUUUCAUAGUGAUUAUAACAUCUUAGCUUUUCUACGCUUUCCAAUUUGCGGAGUCAAUCGAUAUGGUUUCUGAACGGUUCAUAUUUGUUCCCAUUGUUAUACUUGGCGCGAGCAUACGCCCACAAGGAGUCACGUUCCUCUCGAUUCUAACUCGUAGAAACAACCACGAGCUGCCAAACCAGUAUAAUAACAUUAGGUCUCGUUCAUGUAACAACGUGUUUCUGAUAAGCGGUAUCGAGCGAUUGGUAAUUCCUGUCGGUAUCAACAUCAUCUGCUUUGUUCUGGAUAUAAUUGGUCACCUAUCUUUUAUUACCGAGAAGUCAUCGAAAUAAAUUCUAGGAAGAUAAAUCUCGCAUCGUCGAGUGUAUCCUGUAAUAAAUAAAAUGUAUUGCCCCGAAGCUUGACGAUAAAGUAAUUUUCCCAUCUUUCCUUAUCACAGCAAUAUUCUUUUGUUCAAAUAGACUAAGCUCAAUAAAUGGCUCAUUUAUUUUUAAUCCGUCGAUUAAUCUAUUUUCAUAGGUUUUCCGCGAAUAUAUAGUCAUUUAUAGACUCUGGACGUAUAUGCGCUUUUAUACUUUUAUAGAUACAUUCAAAGAAGGGGAACUUAAGCAGAUAUUUCACCUAUGAUUUAUAGAUUCUGGAUUCGAGAUUAUUGAUUAUAUUAGAUAACACAUUAAAACAAUCUAAUUUAUAGAUUGUAUUAGAAUAUAACAUAUAUUCUGUAUAAGAAAAAGUAUAUAAAUACUUAGUAGAUAUUAGAAUGAAUACUUUAUGGAUAUUGGAUAUAUUCUAUAUGCUCUUGUACGUUAUAUGCGAGUAGGAAAAUUGAAUGGCGUAGUAUAUAAUAGCAUUAAAAAGAUAACAAAAUAUCGCAAGAUUACAUAACAGGCAUAGAAAUUUGAAAGUGAGAUAAAAAUGUACUUAUUCUGUAAAAUGCGCAGUCUAGUGGAUCAUUCAGAAUUCCCAGAUCUUCGUUUCACGAUUCAAUUUGGAGAUACCCAAAAUUGAUUUCGGUCGAGUGACUCGUGCUCGCGAUAACACGAACACGAUAAUGCUCGAUAAGGUUGAUAUAUAAUUAAUUGAAUAGUACCAUGCCCCCCAGCGAAGAUAUGUACGUCCACUCCAGAAACCUUAUCAUUUACGCAUAUAUAAUAUAGUAUACUUGUUUAUAUGGCCUGUCUACGAUUAUAUAAUUUUCUUUCAAAGCAAUUACUCGCUUUCCUCGUUUUUCGAUUAUCGUUCAACAUUGAAUUUUUUACAUAUGCACUCGUAUAUACAUAUGUACUGCACACGAACGAUGCAAGCAUGCGAUGGAAGGGGUCUCGCUCGCUCAUUGACAAAUUCACCUCCAAUUGCGUUUUACAAAUCUUUCACUUACGUCUUUUAUUAUGUUUCCACUUUUUACAAACGUCACGAAAUACAAAGUAAAAAUGAGAACACGUGGUAAAUUAGACAAUGCGAAAGAUGCUAUGAAGAAUUGCAAAAAGCAUAUAAAAAAAGAAAAAAAUUUAAAAGACUACAUUCUGUAAAGAUGGCACUAGUACAACCCUCAUCGCAAUAUACCCGAUGUCAUAAACAAAAAUAUAUCAUCUAACAGUGCACUUUGUUUAUUAUAGGAUGUUAGUACUAUUAACACGCCAAACGCUAUGUCUUCCUUGCUAUAUCCAUAUGUACGCUACAUCUUUAGAGACCAACGCUAAACUUUCCGUUUAGGAGGCAACGGUUUCGAGAAACCAACAACAACAAAUUAAAAAAGAUAUCUUAUAAUCGUGUAAUAUUAAGAAAUAUGUUUACACUUUUUUAAUGGAUUUCGUCGAAACGUCUUAUAUAAAACUUAAUCAAAUAAAAAUCCUCCGCAAGUAUUCGAUUUUCUAUUAUUCCCUGCAUUUACGUAUCGUCUAAAUAGAAAGUAGAAUAGAACUAGCUUCGCGUUCAACGUAUUAAUAAAUAAUGAUAAUAAUCUUCGGAAUGUGUAAUUAAUUACCUCUUGUACAUACACUUUGAAACAUUUGUCGCUUGUCAGUCACCGAUGUGGCUCGAGAGGCGUAAGCAGAAAGCUCAGUGACAGUAAUCGGCGACUGUCAUUCACAUCGGUGAAUGUGCAAAUGGAAAUCGCAGGCAGCUAAGACAACACACGAGCCGCUCUUAUCGAAAUCGACGAUCGUCUAUCGCGAUCACGUCGUCCCCUCUCCGCUUCUCUCCGCGACGCCACGAAGGCUUCACGUGAAUUACACGACUUCUCUGUUCCUCGUAAAAGAUCGUAUGCACGCGUUUUUCGCGCUUUUGCGCGUUGAACGCAUCGUUUUAUCUGUUCCAUCGUUUCAAGUGGUUUUCGGGUUACGCAGCACGCGAUGAACUCCACGAUUUCUUUUCCGCUUGCCCUCCCUGGGAAAACUUUCCAUCGAUCGUUUGGAUCAUAACAUUUUCGAAAGUGCGUUACAUCUCGCAUCCAUAGUUUCUUGCCAAGUAUCUCAUUAACUGGAUAAUCGGGAAAGACGAGCUAAGUCGUCGAUUAUUCGGAUUUCUAAUUCCUUGAACGCACAAUACUUUCUUUAUUUACGCAUCUCAUAGUUUUUUACUCCUGCUAUUUCUUUUUAUUUUUCGCUUUCGAGAAUAAGUUACGUUUAUAUCUGGAAAAAUUCAAGUCAAUCUAUCUAAAAUUAGUCGUCCUUAACUUUUAAUUUCAUGAUUAUAGGAAUAUGUACAUUGAAUAUAUCGAUAUAAUUAUAUAUCAAAUCAUACUCAAAUUAUACUAUCGAAUUACGCUUCGCUAAACGUGAUAUGUAUUACGCGUUUAUUUUCUCAUACUUAUCGUAUAAACAUGCUGACACUUUUUUUUUUAUAUACGAGAGGGGAGGUUGUAGAUUACUAGGUUAAGAGGAGAUCGCAAUUAAAAAACGGUUAACAUUCCAUUAAAUCAUGAUCUAAGUGAUCGUUUGUAAACAUUUUAUUUGAGCGCGUGCAUCGAUUGUUUUAAGAUCGUAGGAGGUUGAUUCUUCAGAAGUAUCUCUGAAGUGCAUAUAACGUGUAUGUCAAUAUGAAGAGAAAAGAGGAAAGAGGAAUUUGAAUCGUCGACCACAUUAUUCCAGAGUAUUUCUCGUCUUUUCCUUGGGUUUAACUUUGUCAUAUUCUUCGAGUCAUUCUGAUAUUAAAAUCCAGUGAUAUUGUUCUUCGAAUUUCUCAAAUUCUACGUAACUUUUACGUUUCAGUUUCAAACAUCGGAAACAGUAAACUUAUUUUUGUUCGUUAAAACGAGAGUAUGAUUCAGAUAAGAAAAGUUCGAGGACUUCGGCAGAGUUAAUAUUUGAGCAGUUAUAUCGUAUAGUAUUAAUUUUGAUAAACUAAUAAAAGUGAAAAAUAUAUAUAAUAAAAUUGCAAAUAAAUUUUUUUUAUCGUGUAGAACGACGUUUGUUGGCAGAAUUUUCCAGCCUUUGUGAAAAUAAAUGAAGCACAAUUUCCAGGAAAAUCAUAUACAAUAGAUUAGGCCCCUGUUAUACGUUGUAUCAACAAUUAACCGAUAAAAGCGCACUCGUUACUCGAAUGAACAUUAUCGAGACGAGACUCGUUACAAAUUAUAACCUGGUGAUUUUAGUGAUAAGGAUAAAAAUAACUCUCCAAUCUAAUAGAUCAACGAUAUUGAAAGAAUCGAUAUAGAUCUUUGUACAUCCCGAACAUGUGAUCGGCAGAUGUAAUAGACGCAAACUUCCGCGUCAGUUUUGGUCAAUGAGUAACGAUUAGAGCUCGCUACGUAGAAUUGUUAGAUAAUAAGAGAGAUGUUUUGGAAUUAUAUGUGUAAUUCACAAGCUAUAGUUAGUUUGCUAUAGUUUGUAAACUGGAACGUAUUUUAAAAUUUGAAUUUAUACAUAUAGCGAUUUUAAAUAAAUAGUUUAAACUCAAUACACGUAAUCGUUGAAUUUUUGCAUGGGAAGAUUCUCUGAAAUGAUUUCUUUUGCAAAAAAAAGAAUUUUCAUUUGAAAAGUAAGAGGUAUUCUAGACUUCUUCCAAUUUACAUAGUGAUUAGAAUUCGCGUAUUUCCGACAAGAGGACGUAUUUCCAACCUAUCUAUGUUUAUGUAGCCGUGUAAUUUUAGAAACGCUCUUUCUCUGUUUGACAAGUAGUGUUCGCGCACGAGAAUGAUCUGUGAUUUUCCCAGACACAAUGACAGAUGAGCAGCACGCGUUUUCCUUUGUACUAUAUCCAGGAAGAACACGCUACUGUGUAUUCCGACGCGUACAAUGUACGACAUAUGAAUAAAUCGUACGUACAGUAACUCACGAAAGUAUCCGAACUCUUAUCAUAAAAACCUUUUUUGAAAUUUCGUUAGCGAUAUUUUAUAUCGCUUUUUUAUCAUUCUUUUAUAAUUGUAAGACAGAGAAGUUCCAAGACAUUUAUUUCAAAUAUACGCUUGGUGGAAAAUCAAAAAUGCAGCAUGAAUAGUACAGCAUACAGCCUUAAACAUACAAUAAGUACUAAAGAUGGUCUCGUUAAAUAUUGUGGCUUAUUAAUACAGCCAUUGAUUGACCGUACAAAUAUUUUGGCGAUUUUUGGGAAGCGUAUGCUUCCAAUAAAUAUCUUGCAACUUUCACAUACGUUUCCAGAUCAGUUUCAAAUUUUGCCAAUAUCGUCACGAUAGUCGUGUCUCGCUACAGUGCUAAUGUUGCAAAAAGUUUUGCUGCAUAAGUGCAACAUUGUGAUCGACUGAUCGUUUCCUUGAUAAUCUACGUCAAUUGUUAAUAUUUACGUUAAUAUCGCAUUUCAUAUAAGACUGGCAACUACAUACAUUUCUAAAUUUGUUCCAAACGUUACCAAUAUAGUCACGUUAGUCGGAUCUCGUUACGGCAUUAACGAAAUUUCAAGAUGUCUCGUAUGAUGCACAUAACAGAUUCAUGAAAGGUUUCUACAAGUGUCGAGUACUCUCGUGAGAAACUGUACAUCGACUGUCGUCAGAAACAAAGUACAUCGAGAUGAUGCGAAAUGUUAUCUCUGUCAGGAGACUAUUUUUUCAACGAUACGAGCCGCGUGUCGUCACAUAUAAAUUUCCAUGUGCGGCAAGCGAUCGAGGAAAAACUGUUUAAUGAUUUAGAAGAAGGUAUCGUUCGUAUAGAUGAUUUACGGACCUCGUAUGCUUCACUUCGCCGUUAUUUACUAACAUUUCUCUGUAUUCAUACAUAAUACGUAAUUACUGUGUUUCGUAUGAAAAAUAAGAUCGUUCGGAAGUAACGAUACAAGGUCACGUUAUCACGAUCCGAUUUACUAUAUCGAUGUAUGACCGCAUUAACGCGUUCCACGCGUUUAUAGUUUCUCUUAGUUAUGCUUUACUUGACCAAUCCACAUUUUGGUAAACCGACCGAGCAUUCCGCAAUUGCGCCACAGUGGCCGACUGUUUAUCGAAUUUUGCUUUUACACGCUAGAAGCUUCGAUAACGAUGCACCGAUAGGUAAGUGGAAACGACGCGGCGGCGUUUAUCUAAAUCUUGCGCUGCCAUGUUUAAAAGUAUCCCACCAGUGGCUGUCUUCUCAGGAUUCGGUGAUCACGGUGAAUGACGCUAACUUCCCCUUAUCGCGAGAUCCCGUGACGUCGUCUUUAUCGUAUAAAUUAUCCACCGGAGAAGACCAGUUCGCCAGUUCAGCUUUCCUCCUCGUACGGUCGUGUACUCAUAAGGUAGAGACACUUACGACAAGUUCAACUCGUUAUUUCCACCAGUUUUCGACCA